UUGGCUGGUCUGCAACUCACCAUGUUAUAUAAAUCAAUCUGGCCUCAAAAGUUAUAGAGAUCCACCUACCUCUGCCUCCCUAGGGCUGAGUUAAAGGUAUGCUCAACCAAGUCUAAUAAGUCACUUUCUUUCCAUAAAAUGUCACCCUUUGUAGAUCUGCAAGGUCUGCUGUCACAUAGUCCUUGUGACCAAUGCUAUAAUUCAUGUCAUUGCCUGCCUUUCUCUUGGAGCCCAGGCUUGAUCUCCAUUAAGGAGUGAGAUCUUGAACCACAGAAAAGAGAGUGGUCAUUUUUGGCAUGUCCAGUUUGGACUGGCACUGGUCACCAAAUAAAGGGGGUAGGGUUUCUGGAUCACCCUUGCCUCCAUUUUCUGAAGAUCCUGAAGGAAUGUGAGUGCCAGCUUCCACUUUCCUCAGGCAAAGAAACCCUUGGAGGAAGCAGGAUGCUCUUGCUUGAGACUGACUGGCCUCAGGCUGUGGUGCCCAGUUACCUGCUGGUCCCUUCAGCUUCAGGCCUCAUACCUCCAGGGAACUGUGUUGGCCCAUCUGCAGUUCUGCCUACAAGAAGAUUUGAUUUGUUUUCCAGAUUGAAAUGAUGUGCCCCCAUCCCAAAUCAGCACUGCAACUAAGCCCUAACACUACCUUGGGCAAGGCAGUCUCACCUUUCCUGAUUAGGCUUGUGUCUUCAGAGAUAAACACAUUGUGAGUGGGCAGGACUGUGGCAGCCCCCUUUCCUGAGUCUGUUCUGGUUCUGUCUUGCCUCACAAUGCUCUCGAUGACCCAGUGGUUCACUGGACAAGAGUCUGGAACCCUUAGAGGAUCUCCAGGCUCAGGCUGAGUGGGACUGGACUCCUGGCGUCUUCAGGCCUUGUCAGAACACACAGGACACUGGUGCAGUUUCGUUCUGAUAUAUGAGACCUGGUCUGAAAAACAACAAAACCCCAAAAUAAAUGGAGAGUGAGACCAAAGAGAGUGAGUCUGAGAGGUUUUCUAAUUUCCAAAGCGGAUUCACGCGGGGCAGCAGGAGCCCAGCGGAGACUGAGCCCGGGAGGCCGGGCGGCGCCAGCACCUUUCAGCUUUCGGGACGGCAGCGGCAUUCAGGUUCUAAAUGGCUUCUAAGAAGUUGGGUACAGAUUUUCAUGGGACUUUCAGUUACCUUGAUGAUGUCCCAUUUAAGAUAGGAGACAAAUUCAAAACACCAGCGAAAGUGGGUCUGCCUAUUGGCUUCUCCUUGCCUGACUGCUUACAGGUUGUCAGAGAGAUGCAGUAUGACUUCUCCUUGGAAAAGAAAACCAUUGAGUGGGCUGAAGAUAUUAAACUAAUCCAAGAAUCUCAGCGAGAAACAGAGCGGAAGGCCGAGGAAGCAGAAGCUAAAGUGAAUUCUAAGAGUGGUCCAGAGGGUGAUAGCAAAGUGAACUUCUCCAAGACUCACAGUACAACCACGAUGCCACCUCCUAUUAACCCCAUCCUUGCCAGCUUACAGCACAACAGCAUCCUCACUCCAACUCGGGUCAGCAGUAGUGCCACAAAGCAGAAAGUUCUCAGUCCACCGCACACAAAGGCAGAUUUCAAUCCUGCUGACUUCGAGUGUGAAGAGGACCCUUUUGAUAAUCUGGAGUUAAAAACCAUUGAUGAGAAGGAAGAGCUGAGAAACAUUCUGGUAGGAACCACUGGGCCCAUAGUGGCUCAGUUACUGGACAGUAACACACCCAGGGGAAGCUCGGGGUCUGUGUUACAAGAUGAGGAGGUCUUGGCAUCCUUGGAGCAGGCAACUUUAGACUUCAAGCCUCUUCAUAAACCCAAUGGCUUUAUAACCUUACCACAGUUGGGCAACUGUGAAAAGAUGUCGCUGUCUUCCAAAGUGUCCCUCCCCCCUAUUCCUACAGUAAGCAAUAUCAAAUCUCUGUCUUUCCCCAAACUUGACUCUGAUGACAGCAAUCAGAAGACAGUCAAGCUUGCGAGCACUUUCCAUAGCACAUCCUGCCUCCGAAGUGGCGCAUCACGGAAUCUCCUAAAGCCUUCCACCCAAAGCAGUGCCAGUGAGCUCAAUGGGGACCAUACUCUUGGGCUUUCCGCUUUGAACUUGAACAGUGGCACAGAGGUGCCAACAUUGACAUCCUCCCAGAUGCCUUCCCUGUCUAUCUUGUCUGUGUGUACAGAAGAAUCGUCACCUCCAAAUACAUGUCCCACAGUAACCCCUCUAAAUUUCUCAGUGUCACAAGUGCCCAACAUGCCUAGCUGUCCCCAGGCCUAUUUGGAACUGCAGGCACUGUCUCUGAGUGAGCGGCAAUGUGUAGAGACAGUAGUCAACAUGGGCUACUCAUAUGAUUGUGUCCUGAGAGCCAUGAAGAAGAAAGGAGAGAAUAUUGAGCAGAUUCUCGACUAUCUCUUUGCACAUGGACAGCUUUGUGAGAAGGGUUUUGACCCUCUUUUAGUGGAAGAGGCUCUGGAAAUGCACCAGUGUUCAGAAGAAAAGAUGAUGGAGUUUCUUCAGUUAAUGAGCAAAUUUAAAGAAAUGGGCUUUGAACUGAAAGACAUUAAGGAAGUUUUGCUAUUACACAACAAUGACCAGGACAAUGCUCUGGAAGACCUCAUGGCCCGGGCUGGAGCCAGCUGAGACCUGGCCCUGCCAUGGCCCUGCCACAGCACCACCAUUCCCUAAGGAAGCCCUGCACAGCUCAGUUGUGGGGAAGACGGGACAUGCUUCCAGAUUUCCUUUGGGGGUUAGAAGGUCAGAUGUGGAGGUGACGCUUGUUAGUCUGUGAGCCCAGGCCUGAGCUGGGAUGUAGGAAGAUUUGGGCAUACAUACGCCCUCUACUCGUUCCCUCAAUAUUAAACAUAUCUGUAUUUUGAGAAGUGUCCUUCCCACUUUGGCCUUUCAGAAAGAAUACUUGGUUCUUUCUGAGGUCUCUUAUGUUCUCAGCCACAACCUGGCCUGGCUACCAAGAAGAGUGGGAAGACAGGAGGAGCAGGCUGCUACUGCUUUGGGGCUAGCAACUUUCCUCUCGCUGCACCACUGGCAGACUGGGCUCUAACCAAGUGGAAUGCAACUGAGAGGUUCUUCCGGGGGCCCGCCUUCCCCCAUAGCCCUUAGUGUUACACUGGUUCUGGAAUGUCUCUGCGGUACAAAGAUGCACUUUUUUCCUCAUGGGGCAAAGUCUGCCUCUUCUGCCAGGCAGUUUCCAUGUGCCCCUGUUCAGACUGUUUCUUUUGGCUUAGACCAUAAUCCUCUGCUGCCUGGGGCAUUGGAGCCCCUGUGCUAGGAAGCUGUCAGUUUGAGUAAUCGUUGGCCCCUCCCAGCACAUGGGUGAGAAAACAGGCCAGGACUUGUCACUCAGCACUAACCCCCAGUUCUUGAACAGCCUCUUCCAGCCCUGCUUUAGGAUGACACAAUGAAUAACACCUAGGCAUAGAAACCAGUCUCUUUGGUUUGUUUGUAUUAUGUUCUACAACAUUAAAGAUCUAAAUACAAAGGAUAUAAUACAGUCUUGAAUCUAAAGUAAUUUGCUAACUAUUUUGAUUCUUCAGAGAACUACUAAUAAAAAUCUAAAAGGUA
Molecule: messenger RNA, 3554 nt
Organism: Mastomys coucha (southern multimammate mouse)
Lineage: Eukaryota; Metazoa; Chordata; Mammalia; Rodentia; Muridae
Gene: Ubap1
Product: ubiquitin associated protein 1
Exons: 9
Coding region: 1107-2615 (502 amino acids)
Biological process (GO): ubiquitin-dependent protein catabolic process via the multivesicular body sorting pathway
Cellular component (GO): ESCRT I complex
Molecular function (GO): ubiquitin binding
Source: RefSeq, a predicted model, not a curated record